Messenger RNA from Staurois parvus, 1253 nucleotides. The record is from the annotation of a GenBank genome assembly. Lineage: Eukaryota; Metazoa; Chordata; Amphibia; Anura; Ranidae.
AUGGCUGGUUUCAAGAGAGGAUAUGAUGGGAAGAUUGCUGGACUUUAUGAUCUUGACAAGACCUUGGGCCGAGGACAUUUUGCAGUUGUCAAACUUGCUCGUCAUGUCUUUACAGGUGAAAAGGUAGCUGUGAAAGUCAUCGAUAAGACCAAAUUAGACUCCUUAGCUACUGGGCAUCUUUUUCAAGAAGUCCGAUGCAUGAAACUGGUGCAACACCCCAACAUAGUUCGUCUGUAUGAAGUGAUUGACACACAAACCAAAUUGUAUCUCAUUCUAGAACUUGGUGAUGGAGGCGAUAUGUAUGAUUACAUAAUGAAGCAUGAGGAAGGCCUCAGUGAGGAUCUGGCCAAGAAAUACUUUGCUCAGAUUGUGCAUGCGAUAUCUUACUGCCAUAAGUUACAUGUGGUGCACAGGGACCUCAAACCAGAGAAUGUUGUGUUCUUUGAGAAACAGGGACUUGUGAAACUGACAGAUUUUGGCUUUAGCAACAAGUUUCAGCCUGGGAAAAAGCUGACCACAAGCUGCGGAUCAUUAGCUUACUCUGCUCCAGAGAUACUUCUUGGGGAUGAAUAUGAUGCUCCUGCAGUAGAUAUUUGGAGUCUGGGUGUAAUCCUCUUCAUGCUGGUGUGUGGGACUCCUCCAUUCCAAGAAGCAAACGACAGCGAAACGUUGACAAUGAUAAUGGACUGUAAAUAUACUGUACCCAAGCAUGUGUCCAAGGAGUGUAAAGACCUGAUCACUCGGAUGCUACAGAGAGAUCCUAAGAGAAGAGCAUCUUUGGAAGAAAUUGAAAACCAUCCUUGGCUCCAGGGAGUUGACCCAUCUCCUGCAACAAAGUACAACAUUCCUCUAGUGUCCUACAAGAACCUCUCUGACGAAGAACAUAACAGCAUCAUACAGCGGAUGGGUUCUCGGUGACAUAGCAGAUCGUGAUGCCAUUGUAGAUGCCUUGGAAACAAAUAAAUACAACCACAUAACCGCUACUUACUUCCUGUUGGCCGAGAGGAUUCUACGAGAGAAACAGGAAAAGGAGAUACAGGCGCGCUCUGCCAGUCCCAGCAACAUAAAAGCCCAGUUUAGGCAGUCCUGGCCCACAAAGAUUGAUGUUCCUCAAGACUUGGAGGAUGAUUUGACAGCUUCUCCAAUAGCCCAUGUGGCUGUUCCACCCACUCCAGCUCGCAGCACAGAUAAUGUGCUUAAUGGCCAUAGAAAAUAAAGGUCUUGUAGAGCCCCUGAAAAAAGAGGAUGUACCA